This is a messenger RNA of Acinonyx jubatus (cheetah), 1306 nucleotides long. RefSeq names its product olfactory receptor 8B3-like. The transcript has 3 exons. The record is from RefSeq and is a predicted model, not a curated record. Gene Ontology annotation, cellular component: membrane. NCBI's taxonomy places the organism in Eukaryota, Metazoa, Chordata, Mammalia, Carnivora, Felidae. Gene Ontology annotation, molecular function: odorant binding; olfactory receptor activity; G protein-coupled receptor activity. The coding region runs from base 335 to 1306 and encodes 323 amino acids. Gene Ontology annotation, biological process: G protein-coupled receptor signaling pathway; sensory perception of smell.
AUACCCAAAUCUUAAGUUACUACAGAAGGUUGAAUAAACUUGAAUUGUAAAAUACAGAAUACUACUCAGCAAUGAAAGGGACAGACCGCUGAUACAUACAACAGCUGGGAUGGACUUCAGGACAUGGUACUUAGUGAAAAACACUAAUCUCGGAGGUUACAUGUUAUAUGAUUUCAUUUAUUGUUCUCUAAAGGAAUCAACUGAAGAGGUGGAGAACAGUAAAGGAAGAAGAUCCUGUGACUAUCUAUAUCUGCUCCGUUGUGACAUCAUAAAAGCCAGUUCUUACAGGGAAGUGGAGGUGAAACUCACGAAGAAUCAGCACUGAGUUAUCUCAAUGGAAGGAGAAUUUCUGAAGAGAAGAAUACUGGUUAGAAAUGAGUCCUUAGUGACUGAAUUUCUUCUUGCUGGCCUAACAGACCGUCCAGAGCUCCAGCAACCCCUCUUCUUCCUGUUUCUGGUGAUCUACAUUGUCACCAUGGUGGGCAACGUUGGCUUGGUCACUCUUAUUAGUCUAAAUUCUCACCUCCAUACCCCCAUGUACUACUUCCUCUUCAACCUAUCCUUCAUUGAUGUCUGUUACUCUUCUGCUUUCACCCCCAAGAUGCUGAUGAACUUUGUAUCAAGGGAGAAUAUCAUCUCCUAUGUUGGCUGCAUGACUCAGCUGUUUUUCUUUCUCUUUUUUGUCAUCUCGGAAUGCUAUAUGUUGACCUCAAUGGCCUACGAUCGCUACGUGGCCAUCUGUAAUCCGUUGCUGUAUAAGGUAACCAUGUCCCAUCAGGUCUGUGCCUUGCUGACUGUUGCUGCAUAUAUGAUGGGGUUUGCUGGAGCCUCUGCCCACACAGGGUGCAUGCUCAGACUAACCUUCUGCAGUGUUAAUGUCAUCAACCAUUACCUGUGUGAUAUUCUUCCUCUCCUCCAACUGUCUUGCAGCAGCACCUAUGUCAACGAGGUAGUAGUUCUGAUAGUCGUGGGAAUUAAUAUCACAGUACCCAGUUUUACCAUCCUAAUUUCUUACGUCUUUAUCCUCACUAGCAUUCUUCAUAUCAAAUCUGCUCAAGGACGAUCAAAAGCCUUCAGUACCUGUAGUUCUCACAUCAUUGCUAUUUCUCUUUUCUUUGGCUCAGCAGCAUUCAUGUAUCUUAAAUAUUCUUCUCCGGGGUCUAUGGACGUGGGAAAAAUUUCUUCAGUUUUCUACACUAAUGUGGUGCCCAUGCUUAAUCCCUUAAUCUACAGUUUGAGAAACAAGGAUAUCAAAGUUACAUUGUGGAAAGCAUUGUUUAAAAUCCAAAGGAGAAACAUGUUCUGA